Oncorhynchus kisutch (coho salmon) is the source of this 3279-nucleotide messenger RNA. It is a transcript of the gene mcidas, whose product is annotated as multiciliate differentiation and DNA synthesis associated cell cycle protein. The transcript has 6 exons. Lineage: Eukaryota; Metazoa; Chordata; Actinopteri; Salmoniformes; Salmonidae. Gene Ontology annotation, cellular component: nucleus. Bases 138 to 1049 code for a protein of 303 amino acids. The record is from RefSeq and is a predicted model, not a curated record. Gene Ontology annotation, biological process: negative regulation of cell cycle; negative regulation of DNA replication.
ACUCUUAUCCACAGGGCAGACCGAGGCUCCCCAGGAGCAGCAGCCCGGUCGCAGUGUAUGUGGACCGGAAUCCCUGCAUCGUUGAAGAGGCAUUCGCAACGAUAGCAUGGGAUGACUUGGAGGAAUGCGCGUCCGUGAUGAGGCGAGAGAGCGACUCCCUGGGUUCCCAGGUGAACGAUUCCGACGGAGAUGACCAGGACUUCGGGGAAUAUGCCCUGGACUUUAUAGCUGACUCUCCAGCCACAUUGGAGCGCAGUCUGUCUCCAGCCGAUCUGGUGGCCUUCCAAGGGUGUAUCAUCCCUCCUCUCACCCCCCAGCGGGAGCCCUGUCCAGAGGACAAGGACCAGCACGGCUACCCUUCCUCAGACCCAGGCCUCGGCCAGCAUCAGGCCCAGGAUGGGAUACUCUGGAGGGGCAUUGCUCAGCACCACACCAGGGUCCUGGGACACACACUGGAGACCAACAGCCAGCUUCACCUGAAUUUGAGCAGGAGGCAGGAGGAGAUUAACGCUCUGCUGCAACGCAAUGUCCACCUCAGAGAACUAGCCACCAGAGCUAAACACCUAGCCUCUGUCCUGGAUAAGCUGAUGAUGGUGAGGGAACCAUCAUGUAUUCGACAACCCUCAACAUCCCCCUGUGACGAACCCCCCAUGUCAACACUCCCGUGUAAGAGGCAGCGUCUGGAAGACACUUGUGACGACACAUCGCCCCCUGGAUGUGUGGAAGACAUCCUACGGGAUGUCAGCGAGCGCUGCAACACCGUCCUGCACCACAGCACCGUUCAACCACCUCUUACCCAGGAUAAUGACCCAGAGAGAAUACUGAUGUUCGGAGCGUUCUCUGGACUGCAGACAUCCAGGAACACAGGUGGCGCUGUGGUGAGCAUGGAGGACACCGAGGCAGGAGAGAGCAGUAGUGACUCGUCUUUCAGGACUUCAAUUAGGGAACACUGUACGAUCAGGACUCAGACCUUCCCUCACGGACACGCCUUCACCUCCAGGACGACCCAGGGUGGGUACCGCUUCCGCUGGGUUCCCAGCCAGAGCUAGCCCUUAGCGGUACUGAGUUCCCAGCCAGAGCUUGCCCUUAGCGGUACUGGGUUCCCAGCCAGAACUAGCCCUUAGCGGUACUGGGUUCCCAGCCAGAACUAGCCCUUAGCAGUACUGGGUUCCCAGCCAGAACUAGCCAUUAGCGGUACUGGGUUCCCAGCCAGAGCUAGCCCUUAGCGGUACUGGGUUCCCAGCCAGAGCUUGUAGUAGGUACUGCUGUUAUUAGACUGCUAGCUUUGGCUAAAUACUAGCUACACUAUAUUUAUAAAAGUAUGUGGACACCCCUUCAAAUUAGUGGAUUCGGCUAUUUCAGCCACAUGUUGCUGACAGGUGUAUAAAAUCGAGCACACAGCCACGCAAUCUCCAUAGACAAACAUUGGCAAUAGAAUGGCCUUACUGAAGAGGCUCCCUAGCGGAUGCAGUAGUCUAAGGCACUGCAUCUCAGUGCUAGAGGUGUCACUACAGACCCUGGUUCGAUUCCAGGCUGUAUCAUAACCGUCCGUGAUUGAGAGUCCCAUAGGGUGGAGCACAAUUGGCCCAGCGUUGUCUGGGUUAGGGUUUGGCAGGGUAGGCCGCCAUUGUAAAUAAGAAUUUGUUCUUAUUAACUGACUUACCGAGUUAAAUCAAAUAAACCAAAAAGAGCGUAGCGACUUUCAACCUUUUGUCACAGGAACCACCUUUCCAACACGUCUGUUUGUCAAAUUUCUGCCCUGCUAGAGCUUCCCCGGGCAGCUGUUAUUGUGAAGUGGAAACGUCUAAGAGCAACAACGGCUCAGCCGCGAAGUGGUAGGCCACACAAGUUCACAGAACGGGACCCACAAAGCACCUAGCGUGUAAAAAAUCUCAGUUACAACACUCACUACUGAGUUCCAAACUGCCUCUGGAAGCAACGCCAGCACAAUAACUGUUUGUCAGGAGCUUCAUGAAAUGGAUUUUCAUGGGCAAGCAACCACACACAAGCCUAAGAUCACCACGCACAUUGCCAAGCGUCGGUUGGAGUGGUGUAAAUAUCUCUGCCAUUGGAGCAGUGGAAACGCAUUCUCUGAAGUGAUAAAUCAAGCUUCAACAUGUGCCAGUCCAAUGGAUGAAUCUGGGUUUGGCGGAUGCCAGGAAUACGCUACCUGCCCAAAUGCAUAGUGCCAACUGUAAGUUUGGUGGAGGGGGAAUAAUGGUCUGGGGCUGUUUUUCAUGGUUCGGGCCCCUUAGUUCCAGUGGAGGGAGAUCAUAAUGCUACAGCAUUCAAUGACAUUCUAGACGAUUUCUUUGUUUCCAAAUUUGUGACAACAGUUUGGGGAAGGACCUUUCCUGUUUCAGCAUGACAAUGACCCUCGUGCACAAAGCGGGGUCCAUACAGAAAUGGUUUGUCGGUGUGGAAGAACUUGACUGGCCUGCACAGAGCCCUGGCCUCAACCCCAUCGAACAUCUUUGGGAUGAAUUGGAACGCUGACUGCAAGCCAGGCCUAAUCGUCCAACAUCAGUGCCCGACAUCACUAAUGCUCUUGUGGAUGAAUGGAAGCAAGUCCCCAAAGCAAUGUUCCAACAUCUAGUGGAAAGCCAGUGGAAGUAUAGUCUUUACUCAGUGCUUUGACCAAGGUAUGGUCAAUUCAUUUUUCCAACUAGCCUUUUCCUACUACCAGGGACGGCAGGUAACCUAGUGGUUAGAGGCAGGGUAACCUAUUGGUUAGAGGCAGGGUAGCCUAGUGGUUAGAGGCAGGGUAGUCUAGUGGUUAGAGGCAGGUAGCCUAGUGGUUAGAGGCAGGGUAGCCUAGUGGUUAGAGUGUUGGGCCAGUAACCGAAAGGUUGCUAGAUCGAAUCGCUGAGCUAAACAGGGUAAAAAUCUGUCGUUCUGCCCCCUGAACAAGGAAGUUAACCCACUGUUUUUAGGCCGUCAUUGUAAAUAAGAAUUUGUUCAUAACUGACUUGCCUAGUUAAAUCAAAUUGAAAAAUCAACAAACCAAGUAGAAUGGGUGUCUAUAGGCCUAAUGGUGCUGUCUCCUCAGGUAUCCUAGCAACUGAAUUAAACUGUGUUUUUUUGUUAAUUCUAUCUUCGUGUUUACGUUUGCUCGUGCGUGUGUUGAAAUUCCUCAGGGCCCAGCCUAAUAAUCCUGUUGGACAAUGGAACACCUCAAACCCUCGCAAUUUACACCAAUGUUUCAAACUUGUUUCAAAGUCUAAAGAUACUGAUGUUGUCAUUUUGUUCUGUGUAAAUAAAGAUUAUGUUUUGAAUAAA